AUCUUUUCAGAUUCCAAUCGAAAUCGAGAAGCCAUGGAUAACAGCAGCAGCAUCAAUUCCACCGCUUCCACCGCCUCAAAUCUAAGCACGGCUUCCCUCGAAAAGCUAGAUCAAGCGGCGAGCUGGGUCAGCACCACCGUCAUCUCCGCCUUCUUCGCCUCCCUUGAGCGUUGCUCAUGCGUUAAUCUAUCUACCUCUGAUGAUGAUGAUGACGGAGAAGAGUCUCACAACCGUCCUCUUGCUCUCUCCGCCGCUACUCACCCAGACGACAUCGUUUAGUUUCCUUUUGACUCAUCCUCCUCCGGUAAUUUUUUUUUUUUUGGGUUUCUUUUAUUAAUCGGUGAUGUGGGUCUUUUAGGAAUGUAUCUCCGAUGUAUGAUGCUAUGAAAAAGAUCAGACCUUUUGAAUUGUAUAUGCAAGAUUUGGUGUUUCAUUUGACAUCUUCUUUAAAUGUUUAUGUGUAAACGUUUAUGACUAUUACCUUGCGUUUGAACGGUUAUGGUUGUGAUUUGUGAAGUUUAUUUAUAUAUGCUUGAUUUUGGCUUUCGAUUUUUCGAGCGAUUUUGUAGAUUCUCUUGUUUAUACUUGCUCAUCUUCUGUUAAGAACCAGUAGGGGACAUAGUUAGUCGGGCGAAAGAUUCAACUGCGUUGAUGAUCCGAUUGUGAGAAUAUCUUGUGUGUGAUUAAUCUUUUGAGAACUUUGCUUGUGUAUCUUUCAUAAUCAUUGGUCUUUUGUUGGUGAUGUUUUACACAUAAUCUGGCUUCAUUCUUUCUUGUUUUUGGUUCGAGGUGAUCUUUAAGUUUGUAGGGAUUUAGUAGUAUGUAGAAUGUAGGCCUGGGCACUCAGUUCGAACCGAAAUAAACCGAAUUUGAGGUU
This is a messenger RNA of Arabidopsis arenosa, 877 nucleotides long. The record is from the annotation of a GenBank genome assembly. Lineage: Eukaryota; Viridiplantae; Streptophyta; Magnoliopsida; Brassicales; Brassicaceae.